This is a messenger RNA of Megachile rotundata (alfalfa leafcutting bee), 2187 nucleotides long. RefSeq names its product Suppressor of Cytokine Signaling at 44A. Gene Ontology annotation, biological process: intracellular signal transduction; phosphatidylinositol phosphate biosynthetic process; protein ubiquitination. Gene Ontology annotation, cellular component: phosphatidylinositol 3-kinase complex. Lineage: Eukaryota; Metazoa; Arthropoda; Insecta; Hymenoptera; Megachilidae. Gene Ontology annotation, molecular function: 1-phosphatidylinositol-3-kinase regulator activity. The record is from RefSeq and is a predicted model, not a curated record.
AAAGUAUACGUAGAAGCAUUUGCUGCGAUUAGUCAACACCACUCGACAUAAAAAUAUCCAAAUAAGUGAUUAUAAAGCGACAGAAGGAAUGAAAACAUAAUAAUUCAAUGGAAAAAACUGUAAUUGUUCUGAGAAAAGAAGAUAAAGAAUAGAUGGCGUGUGAAGUAAUUUUUGAUAAGACAGUCAGGUAGUAGAAGCGAACGCUUUCUUUGAUUCAGAGUUAGUUUGAAGGAUCGCACGACAUUUGAAAAUGAUAAAUCAAAUGUCGGAAGAAACAAUUACAACCGCACAUACUAGUGCGGAAAAAACGCCUAAUCAAGAUUCAAAAUCUCGAAAAGUGGGUGUGAAAACAUUUGAUUUUCUUUGGAAGCGUGAUUCACGACGCGAAAACAUACUGAAAAAGGACAGCAACCAGAAAAAAAAAGAAGAUUCGAUAGAAGUAAAAGUUAUUGAAGGCAAGACAAAAAAUGUUCUUCCUAAUAAAAGGUCAUUUAAUUUUUUCAAGGAUAUUAAAAAAUAUAUGCAGAGUAAAAAGUUGACAAUACGUGAUUCAAAACAAAAAAUUAAAGAAUCAUCUAGCCUGCAGAAUGAUACAGUCUGUGAUUCAUUAGUACUUCAAAGAAACCAAUAUACAAUUUCUAUGGAAGAGAACACAGAGUCUGAAAUUAAAUGUGAAGAUACUACAAAACAUUCUGAUAUUUUAAAUAGCAAUGAAACUUUAAGUGCUACGGAUGUAUCACAAAAUGAAUGUAGUUUAGAAAACCUAAAUGAAACAUUAGAAAGAUAUUCUGAUUCUGAAAGAGAAUCAGAAGCAGUAAAUACACGAGUUGUUAACUUUCAAACAGAUAAUAAUGAUGAAAUCAUUUCUAAUACGCAUUAUCUGUGUCCCAAUAACAAAACAGUACUGACAAGGUCUGAUGUGAGAGAAAAUAUUGCAGAGCAACAUCGAAUUGAAGAUAUUAAAGAAAGUGCGGAAUCUAGUAUAAAUGACAAAGCAAAGGCAAGUCUUGCAGCAGAGCUGCUUAAAUUAAGUAAUUAUGGAUGGUAUUGGGGACCAAUAUCAGGAACUGAAGCUGAUGCCAAACUUAUGUCAGAACCAGAUGGUGCAUUCUUAGUCAGGGACUCUUCAGAUGACAGAUACGUCCUGACACUUAGUUUUAAAUCAUCUGGAAAACUGCUCCAUGCUCGUAUGGAACAUAGUGGUGGUCUAUUUUCUUUAUGUAACCAAAGUGAAAGCGAAGGAUUUAGUUCAGUAGCUGAUUUAAUUAACUAUACAAUGAAUUUUAGUCAAUCAGCAGUAUUUUGUUAUUCACGACCUAAAUAUCCUGGUCAUCCAUCUUUCCCAGUCAGAUUAACAAAACCAGUGAGCAGGUUUAAUCAAGUUAGAAGUUUGCAGUAUCUUUGUCGGUUUGUUAUACGUCAAAAUACUAGAUUGGAUAAUAUUCAUAAGCUACCUUUACCAAAAAAUAUUAAAGGCUAUAUUGAGGAAGCACAUUAUUAACAGAAAAAAAAAAAUUGCAGGUAUAAACAUCCAUUAUGAUAUGGAAUGUACUAUAUCAUUGAUAUGAAUUUUUAUAGAUCUAAAUUUUUAAACUGUUUAAAAAUAGUUAUUGCACAAAAAUUUUAUUCUGAAAACAAAGAACAGAUUAGAUACAAACAUUUUUAUUUGAUAAAAGCUGAAAUACUUGUUGUUGAAUUGAAUCUUGUAGAUGUUUUCAUUUUUAUAAAAGUUGAUUGAUAUAGCUAUGUCUGUUUUAUUUAUACUAAUAAUGAGACUUGUAAGAGUGAUAGUUAAAAUAAUUUUAACUUGCAUGAAUUGUUUCAUUAUAAAAUAUGUUAUAUUCUUGAACAUAAUCAGAAGUUUAAUCAACCUGUGAAGUACUUGGCUGUGUAAAUACAUUGUUUAGAAUAAAACAAUCUUCUGCUCAAUUGAAUGGUAAAGAUACAAGUUGAUCUUCCCUUGUUGUAAUGGGAAUAAAAUUUUAUUAAAAAAAUAAAGGAUCAUACUGCCUUAAUUACUGUAGUAUUGCAGGGUAAUUGUUAAAUAUUAUUAGAUCUAUACUUUGUAACAAUUUAUACCUUUAUAUCUUGCACAAAAAUUGCUCAUAUUUAUUGAGUUCGACUUCAAAUGUACAGAAUUUGUUAAACUAUGAUAUUAAAAUAAAUUAGAUAUGAUUGUUAAUUUAA